Penicillium olsonii is the source of this 1530-nucleotide messenger RNA. The record is from the annotation of a GenBank genome assembly. Lineage: Eukaryota; Fungi; Ascomycota; Eurotiomycetes; Eurotiales; Aspergillaceae.
AUGCGCCUACCACGACCGCGCUUGCUGACUGCCAGACCAGCUCUGCGGGUCGCUCCGCGAUUCUCGACAACUUCAUUCCGCCAUUGCUCAUGCACUGAUCCCAAGCGCGAACUCCCUCCGAUUCCUCCCACCGACCACCGAGCUCUCGGGACAGCUCAAGAGCUCUUCACAUCCUCCGUCUACAGCCCUGGAUCGCCUCUGUUCCUCCCAAAUGGCACGCACGUCGUCAACAAAUUGAUCUCCUUCCUCCGCACUCAGUACCUACAAUAUGGCUUCCGCGAAGUCCUGACACCGACCAUCUACAAAAAAUCCCUCUGGGAGAUCUCCGGACACUGGCAGAACUACAAAGAUGACAUGUACGAGGUGACUGGCCGCGGAGCCAGCGGCGAUACAGAAGGCGAACUUGGCGAAGACGAAUCCUACGGUCUGAAGCCCAUGAACUGCCCCGGUCACUGUCUGUUGUUCAAGUCGCAAACCCACUCCUACCGCGACCUGCCCAUUCGCUACGCAGACUUCAGCCCACUGCAUCGCAACGAGGUCUCUGGCUCGCUCACUGGUCUGACGCGUGUGCGCCGCUUUCACCAAGAUGACGGGCACAUCUUUUGCCGACCGUCGCAGAUCAAAGCAGAGAUCGCGUCCGCACUGGGAUUCGUGGACAUGGCGAUGAAGACCUUUGGACUUGGCCCAUACCGCUUGGUGCUGUCAACGCGACCGGAAACGGAUUAUAUUGGAUCAUUGGAGAUGUGGGAAAAUACUGAGACGCAACUGCGCGAAGCGCUGGACAGCACUGGCCGCGAGUGGGCUUUGAACGAGGGCGAUGGUGCCUUCUACGGCCCGAAGAUCGAUAUUCAGCUCCAAGACCAAGCGGGCAAAUUCCAUCAACUAUCUACGAUUCAAUUGGAUAUGAACCUUCCCCAGCGAUUCGAGUUGGAGUACCAGGUUGCAGAGGGUGAACCGGACUACAAUCCGGCGACACCGGGAGUUGCAACCCCCGUCAUGGUUCAUCGUGCCAUCUUCGGAUCCCUCGAGCGCUUUUUGGCGUUGCUGAUCGAAGAGCACGGUGGCCAUUGGCCCUUCUGGCUUUCGCCACGUCAGGCUAUCAUCUUGACGGUCAACCAAGAUGAUGCUGUUGUGCAACGGGCUCAGGAAGCGGCCGCUAAGUUCGCUGGAUUCCGAGCUCUUCUCAAUGACGGCACCGUCGAGUCACCUCGUCCGCUAUCAUCCGUCGAUUCUACUUUCUUGGUUGACGUGGACAGCAGCGCGCAGACCCUCGGCAAGAAGAUUCAACGCGCCAAACAGAUGAAAUACAACCUCAUCUUCAUCCUUGGGCCGCGCGACUUGGCAAAUGGCGGUGUCACGGUUGAUGUCACUGGGCAAAUGCACAGCAAGACAGAUGAGGGUGGCCAGAAGCUCCAGGCGCUAAUCAAAGCCAAGUUUGGCGAUGAGGCCCUGCAGAAUCCCCGCGCCGUGAAACUCGGGGUGGAGGAUGUUCACCCCUUGUUGGUGGAACUCGAAAAGAACUUUGUCUGA